Messenger RNA from Suillus paluster, 762 nucleotides. RefSeq lists its product as uncharacterized. Lineage: Eukaryota; Fungi; Basidiomycota; Agaricomycetes; Boletales; Suillaceae. Gene Ontology annotation, cellular component: RNA polymerase I core factor complex. Gene Ontology annotation, molecular function: RNA polymerase I general transcription initiation factor activity; RNA polymerase I core promoter sequence-specific DNA binding; TBP-class protein binding. The record is from RefSeq and is a predicted model, not a curated record. Bases 1 to 762 code for a protein of 253 amino acids. The transcript has 5 exons. Gene Ontology annotation, biological process: nucleolar large rRNA transcription by RNA polymerase I; transcription initiation at RNA polymerase I promoter.
AUGAUUCCUUCCAACUUUGAGCCAGAGCCUCCUGCUUUCGUCUUUGAAAGGGCUCACACCAAUGUCCAUCAAUUCCUGUUCGCUUUUCCAGAUGAAAAGAAAAUGCCCAAUGCGCGUCAAAUACAACUGCGGCGCUUGCAUGAUAUUAUGAAUAUCAGCGUGCAGCGAGACGAUCUUCCCCGUGCCAGACGUGCUUGGUCCAUCCUAGCCAGAUGUAAAGAGAUAGAUUGGAGAGCGAUGUGGAGGCUGGGCAUCACUUUGCUUGAAAUCGAUGUCUGCGUCAUGGGGAGUAAUCCACGCAAGAUAGAUUAUCUACGGACUAUGUUACUCCAACUUCCGGAGGAGCGAGAACGCAUUCUUGCUGAAUUAGUCCACCAUUAUAUUCUUGGUGGCAGGUACAGAGAUGCACUCGACGAACUUGAGUUUUACCUCCCUUCAUUCCCUUAUCGUGACAAUCCAGUACUCCACGUCUAUGCAGGUUUGUUGUGUAUUUUCGUUGCUCAGCCUCCAGAAUCAAUUGGUGCUAAUGGGGUCGAGGAAACCACCUAUGAUAGCAACUCUUUGAGUCGCGCUCAGAUCUUUCUUGAACGUGCAAAGGCAUUGGAUCCCCAUAACAUCGUGGCAAGCGAAUUUUUGCACAAGUUACAUUAUAUCUCUCAAGGACCAGCAUUACAUUCUUUCGCCAGCCAUGAUUCUGAAGAUGAAACUCAUAGCAAAGGUUGUCAGCCAUCGCAACCAAAGCGGAGGAGAAGUAAUUCUUGA